Molecule: messenger RNA, 1017 nt
Organism: Vicia villosa (hairy vetch)
Lineage: Eukaryota; Viridiplantae; Streptophyta; Magnoliopsida; Fabales; Fabaceae
Exons: 3
Coding region: 1-1017 (338 amino acids)
Source: RefSeq, a predicted model, not a curated record
AUGAUCAUGUCAUGGAUCAAUCACUCAGUUGAAGCUGAAAUUGCUCAAAGUAUUUUGUGGAUGGAUAAUGCUACUGACAUGUGGAAUGAGUUGAAAGAUCGCUUUUAUCAAGGUGACAUUUUUCGUAUUUCAGAUCUUCAGGAGGAAAUAUGUAUGCUGAAACAAGGUGAUGCCACUAUUUCUUCAUAUUACACUAAGCUGAAAAUUCUAUGGCAGGAAUUGGAUAAUUUUAGACCAAAUCCUGAAUGUUCUUGCAUUUCCACAUGUCUAGCCAUUUCCAAAAUUCGUUCAUACAGAGAAAGUGAUAAAGUCAUUGGAUUUUUGAAAGAUUUGAAUGAUCAAUACUCAGCUAUUAGAUCUCAAAUCAUGUGGAUGGAUCUUUUACCAAAUCUUUGCAAGGUUUACUCUUUGCUUGUGCAGCAAGAAAGACAAGCCAUUACACCUAUUGAUGAAGCAAAGGUGUUAGCUAUCUCUAAUUCCAUUACUUAUCAACAAUAUCAAUCAAAACCUAACAUCAAUUCUCGUGGUAGAGGAAGUACUAGAGGAGGCAGAUUUUCUGGUGGCAAGGGAAGAGGAAAUCGCAUCUGCACCCGCUGUGGAAUGACCAACCACACUAUUGACACAUGCUUCAAGAAGCAUGGAUAUCCCCCAAAUUGGAAGCAGGAUGCUGUAGUUAAUCAAUGUGCAGACAGAUCUGAGGAACAAAGUCUCACACCAUUAACCACCUUACCUCACAUUCUGAACUCAAUUAAGGAUUCCUCCAAGAUGAUGAUUGGCACAGCUGAGUUGCAUAAUGGACUAUACCUUCUCAUUUCUCCUAAAGUUUCCUUACCCAACAAUCCAUCUGCUCAUCAUAUCAAUUCUAUACUUUCUCAGUUUGUAGAUAUAAUUUCUGAUUGUAGCCUUUGGCACUCUAGACUUGGUCAUGCUUUAUAUGCCAAGUUGUUUGAACUCAAUAAAGUUUUUCCUUUCAUAAAGAGAUUACCUUUCCCUAAUAGCUCUCAUAGGAAUCAAUAG